UUGGACAAACUGUUAAUUAAAUGUGGGCGUCAAAGAUCUUCUCCAAGUGUUAUGUGCGAAUUCCAUCUGUUUCUUUAAAAUGUUUUAUUCAAAACAAAGCAAAAACAAGUUUUCCAAAUGAAAAUAGAUAAUUCGACAAGGCAAAUAGAAACAAAAAAAUAAAGACAUCUUAUAUAUAAAUUAUAAAAUGUAAUGAAAAACUGUUUCAAAAGAUAUGAAUAUGCCCGAAGAAGAAUAUGUGGAGAAAACAUAUAUAUAUAAAUUUCCAACAUGUACUACAAAUCAAGAAUAUGUAUUAGAAAUACCAUUAAAAAUACCAUAUCAUGGUUCUGUUAAGGAACUUAUGCAUCGUAUAAUGUCAUCUUUUAAAUUACCAUGUUAUGUGGAAUCAGAUUUAUUGAAAUCAUUGGAAAACACUAUUAAAACAUUAACAUUAGAAUUUUAUGAUGAAAAAGCAGAAAAAGAUCUUGAAAAUGCAAAAUCAGGAACAUUAGAUAUUGAAGAUAUUAUAAGAAAUUGGGAAAAAUCUUAUAAGCAAAAGACAGUAGAAUAUGCUGAUCCUAUUGGAACUACAGAUGAAGAACUAUUUGCUGCUGCAUACCACAGAUUAGUACAUUCUCCAUCAUUAGAACCUAUUCUUCAAGCAGAACAUAAAUUUGGAAGAGAUGUAACUGAAGUUAUUCAGAUGAGAGAUACACAUUAUGAACAACUCACUCAAAAGCAAACCGAAGAAAUGCGGGUCGCUGUUGAAGCCCUCGAGGCUGGUUCUACUGAAAAAUCUAUAAAUGAGAUGGCAGGACGACAUUUUGAGGAACAAAGUUUAUUGCAAGGUCAUUGGGGAUCAAGAGUCGAUGCAUUGAAAUUGGAACAAAGACGGCAAUAUCGUAAUUGGAUCAUGAGGUUAUUGGAAGAGCAGCAAACUAACAUGUUACCGACUCCAGUGGGUUCUCCGAUACUAUCGAUGCCACCAAUACGACCGGCAUUAGACAAUUUUGUUCAUAGCGAGGAAAAGAAUACGGCGGAAUAUCCUAUAUUGGAAGAAAGUUUCACCAUACACUUAGGUUCUCAAAUGAAACAAAUGCACAAUAUAAGAAUUUUAACUGGUGAUGUUUUAGAUUUUUGUAGAACAAAGAAGAGCGAAUCUGGAAUGGAUCCAACGCCUCAAAGGCUACAGACUGCUUUAGGAUUAUAUUCUAAUGAUUUAUGUGGAUUAGUAUUAUUGAGUGAUAAUCAUUUAGGAAGUUAUUCGGGAAUAACGAAAGAAUUAUGUUCGAUAUGUCAAUUAACGACAGAAUUUCAUUUUUCACCGAUUGAUGAACAACUGGAAAAAAUAAGAGAGGAUGUGAAAGAUGCAGUUGCAUGGAGACAAGCUCAUCAUAAAGAAACAAACGAAUCUCAA
Apis florea (little honeybee) is the source of this 1399-nucleotide messenger RNA. RefSeq names its product FERRY endosomal RAB5 effector complex subunit 3. The record is from RefSeq and is a predicted model, not a curated record. Gene Ontology annotation, cellular component: cytoplasm. NCBI's taxonomy places the organism in Eukaryota, Metazoa, Arthropoda, Insecta, Hymenoptera, Apidae.